This is a messenger RNA of Arachis stenosperma, 560 nucleotides long. RefSeq lists its product as uncharacterized. NCBI's taxonomy places the organism in Eukaryota, Viridiplantae, Streptophyta, Magnoliopsida, Fabales, Fabaceae. The transcript is spliced from 2 exons. The record is from RefSeq and is a predicted model, not a curated record. The coding region runs from base 90 to 317 and encodes 75 amino acids.
UAGUGCGUUUUCUUCUGCCUCUCUAUGGAAACGUCGUUUUUCACAGGGCGUUUUCUUCUCUCUCUCUGUGGUUGAAGAAGAAGAAGAAGAUGAUGAUGCGAACAAGGUUGCUAUGGUCGAGCUUGGGGUUCGUGUCAACAAGUGCAGUGUUCUCUCAUUUCAUAUGGAAGGACCUUUGGGUUGAUCGCCACGCGCUUUCCUCAGAAAUUGACCACCAUUUUCACGCGCUCCAAGCUCGCGUCUCCAACCUAGAGUCCUCUUCAUCAUUGUCUGGUAAUCAAAAUCCAGUUUCUGAUCAGAUUGAAGGCUCUAGCUAAGUAUUAUUUUCUGCUCAAACGUUGUGUCUUCAAGAUUUUGAGAGUGCUUUGCUUCAAAGCAACUGAUGAGAAGACCCAAAAUUUCUUUUCCCUUUGAAAUUAGCAGAUAGUUUACCAUGAGAUUUUAUUAAACAGUAUGCAACAUUAUAAUAUAACAAUUCCAUUCCUUUGGAUGUUGAAUUGAAUAUUGGGUAUAUUUUAGUAAACAAAAAAAACAGCUGAAGUAAUAUUUCAUUGAUUGUA